Messenger RNA from Trachemys scripta elegans, 3963 nucleotides. It is a transcript of the gene GGT5, whose product is annotated as gamma-glutamyltransferase 5. Gene Ontology annotation, biological process: leukotriene D4 biosynthetic process; glutathione catabolic process; inflammatory response. Lineage: Eukaryota; Metazoa; Chordata; Testudines; Emydidae. The coding region runs from base 718 to 2154 and encodes 478 amino acids. Gene Ontology annotation, cellular component: plasma membrane. Gene Ontology annotation, molecular function: leukotriene-C(4) hydrolase activity; glutathione gamma-glutamate hydrolase. The transcript is spliced from 15 exons. The record is from RefSeq and is a predicted model, not a curated record.
UUUUUCACAUUUGCUGUCUGGUCACCCUAGCCCCGCCCCGCCUCAAGCAGCACACAGGCACGCUAGCUACAGGAGCCCUGUGCAACCCCCAGGGAGCUGCAGGGCCUUGGGGGUCCCCACUGCUGUGCCCGCAGCACUGGGGUCUGCCCUUCGCUGCAGAGACAGCGAUGGGGAGGCAGAAUAGUGCUCAAAAAUCACAAGCCAGGCUCCAAAUCCUAAGGCUGAGGCAGAGAUCUUCACUGAGGACAGGUUUGAUCUCCUGCACAGUCUACAUCAACUUUGAGGGCAUCCUUUUUGAGGAGAAAUUCAUGGUUGUCCUUUAACCUAACACCAUCAACAUGAUGAUUGACUCCAUCAAGAUCAACAGCCUGCGGAUGCUGGAGGACCUAUUGAGAGGCACCUCUUUCCCAUUGGCUACCACCUAUGAAGAGCUUUGCCCGUACUUACAGAGAAACCAUAUUCCGCAGCCCUUCCCUUCGCAGCGCCCAUAUGAAGGACAAUUUACUGUGAGAAGUAUAGUAUUGGAUGGUCUUGGAUCCUGCACUGUUUUGAGCCAGCACUUAUCCUCUUCAGGGUACUCCAGAGCUGGGGUUUCAAAAGACUCUUCCAUAGGAACAUGGGAAUUGUCAUUCCAGGGACAUCCUACGACGUAAGGGUUCAGCUGUGGAUGCUGCUAUUGCUGCUUUGGUCUGCACUUCCGUUUUGAACCCCCAGAGUAUGGGCCUGGGAGGAGGUGUCAUCUUUACCAUCUAUAAUGCAACUACAGGAGAGGUUGUUGUGAUUAACGCUCGUGAAAAAGCUCCAGAAAAUAUCAACCAAGACUUGUUAAAUCAAUGUAAUGGUUUACCUCUCCAAAUAGGGAGCCAGUGGAUUGCAGUCCCGGGGGAGCUUCGUGGAUAUGAAGAAGCCCACAGGCGCUAUGGCCGGUUGCCAUGGAAAUGGCUGUUUGAACCAACCAUCAAGCUCCUUACAAAUGGAAUCAGAAUGCCAGCAACGCUGAACAAAUUUCUCAGUCACCCGCUGUUACAGAGCUUUUUGAAAAAGUCAUCCUUGUGCCAGCAGUUCUGUAAGAAUGGUGUGGUCCUAAAACCUGAUGCAAUCAUCUCUUGGCCAGCCCUGUUGAAAACACUGAAGAAUGUAGCAGAGAAGGGAGCCAGAGAAUUUUAUGAGGGCAAGAUAGCAGAGGAUUUGGUGAAUGACAUAAAGAAUGAAAACGGCAGUCUGACGCUGAGGGACCUCAAGAAUUUCCGGGCAAAAGUGAUGACACCUCUGAAUAUUUCUCUGGGUGGAUACACAAUGUAUUCCCCUCCACCACCUGCUGGGGGUGCUGUUCUUCUCUUCAUCCUCAACAUACUGAAAGAGUUUAAAUUCACGCCAAAGUCCCUGGAGUCGACCAGUGGGAAGAUUGAGACCUACCAUCGGAUUGCAGAGGCCCUGAAGUUUGGCAAUGGGCAAAAGCCAAAACUGGAUGACCCGCAGUUCUCUGGCAUAGAGGAGGUGACUAUUCAGGAACUGUUGUCCAACUCCUUUGCUGAACUUGCCAGGAACCGUAUAGAUGACAGAGGUGACCAUCCAAACAGUUUUUACAAUCUGUCACAGACAAGCAACAUAGGCUACGGCACCGCCCACAUCUCCGUCCUCGCUGAAGAUGGCAAUGCUGUGUCUGUCACCAGCACUAUCAACCAGCCGUUUGGCUCAAUGGUAUAUUCCCCAAGCACUGGGAUCAUUUUAAAUAACGAGCUCGCUGACUUCUGCAAGAAGCCAAGAAACAAGAUCACUAGCGGAGAAAUACCUCCCUCUGCCAUGGUGCCUUCCAUUCUCGUCUCCAAAGAUGAUAACUCCAAGCUGGUGAUUGGAGGCUCAGGAGGGGACCUGAUUAUCAGUGCCACUGCCUUGGCAAUCAUGAACAAACUCUGGUUUGGCUAUGACCUGAAGCAUGCCAUCUCACUGCCAGUUCUCCAUGCUUCCACGGACAACUCCAUCCAGUUCGAGUCAGGCUUUGAAGAGGCUGUUAAGAAGGGACUGCUGCGCAGAGGACACCAUGAACAGAACCGCACCACGUUCCUAAAUGUUGUCCAGGGGAUUUCAAAGGAAGGAAGAUGCAUCUUUGCUUAUUCUGAUAAAAGGAAGCAGGGGGAGUCAUCUGGGUAUUAAGAACAAGUGCUGUAGCAAACAUUUUAUUCUAGCCAAAAAGACUAUGAAAUAACUGGGUCCAGAGCACCAGCUAUCCUGGAAGCACCCCUGACAUCUCCUGUACCAGUCGGACUUCUUGAAGCCACCUAGCAGAGAGUGUGGGUGAGACUCAUAGUAACAACUGACUCUCCAAUAUAUGACAAGCUACCUUCAAGCUGUUACAGGCACUAGUCAGCCAGUCUUGGCUAGAAUCAUACCCUCCAUUUAUUAUAUCUGCCAGCUGGGUCCAGAGGACAAAGGACCAGCACUUGUGUGAUAUAUAGAAAUAUAUUUUGUGAACAAAGCAGCUAUUUAGAAUAUGAAGCCAGAAAUCAGGAAUUAACCAAGCAGUGGGAAUUUGGAAAGCCCAGUGCCAGUGGGAGCUGCCCUCAGGAACCUGAAUCUAUCUUCCCUAGAGUCUGAAGAUCCUCAGAUAGGAGUGGGAGUGGUUUCUUUCUGGCUUUGGAAAACCCCUGACGUGUGAAUGUGCUUUCUGGCCACACCAUUCAUGGGAAAUAGGCAGCGAUGACAGACUUCUUUCUUUGCUCAGGUGUGUUUCAGCACCAACGAGUUGCACAGCAGAGCUGCAAGAUACAGCUUUGCAUGGACACACAAUAAGGGAAUGAGUCUAACAACAUUUUGUCUAGCUUUUGCCUGUCCCAGGGGUAUCAUUUGAAAUUAGUAUUAGCACAAAACUGGUCUAUGUACUACAGCGUCUGUUGCGGCAGUCAGCUACUAUAGGAACGAGGGCCACCUCUGUAGCAGCACUGAAGGUUUCUUAGGCCCUACCUAAGCGGGAGUCGCUAUAAAUGAGCUGUGCAAAGCGUGACUGUGCAUAAGUGUGGAUAAUGUGAAUUCUCUUCUCCUUUGGAAGGAACUGAUGAUAUAUUAUAAUCUUCCAGUCUUACACCUCUCCCCUGGGGGCAGGGAACCCUAAGCCUUCGCCAAAUUUCCUCGCUCAUCCUUAUCUAGACAUGUUCCAAGGGAAGCUGAAGACAGGCCCCUGGAUGAGUUGAAGUGAGGACGCACAAAAGAAGGAAAUGAAUAUUUCUUCAAAACAGGAGUGAAAUGGGUUCUGGGAGGACCCUUUAAAAUAAGGGUGCAGGUAAGAGUAGUGUAGUCAGGAUUUCUAUUACAUCUUCACAAAUACGCAAUGAGCCUUUCCUAACUGGAGCUGUUACAGCGCCCACCAACGCACUGAGACACGACACAGAGAAGUGCUGUGCGUUCUGUGACUAGUUUACGCCUGUGUCCACAGGAAGAAUUGUGCUCCACAAAAACGAGUUGCCCCUGAUUAACUACCACAAGUGACCUACGUUUUUCGGAGAAUUCGAGGAGAGGAGUGUAGGAACAUGCCAAAGAACAGUCAUAGCUAAUACGCCUGUAGCAGGGGAACAGACUAGUGCUUGUUAAGUCACAGACGUGAGCAGCCUAGGGUGUUAUCUAUGCCUCAUCCUUGCCAUAAGUAUGACUGGGUAUGCAGUCACAUUGUUUAUAUUUGUACACUGAUAUUUUUAAAGGGCUUUAGAAAAAUUCAUAGGACCAAAGACUCAGCAUGCCUCUAUAAAUUCACCUGCAGUCACUUACGUGUACGGGAACCUUUGUUUGCAUACAGGAAUUUGUGAUUAUUAUACGCUUUUAAAGCCUUGCGUAUAACAGAUUUAUAUUGGCUUUUUGUGCAUUAAUAGAUCCCUGUUCUGUUAAUCCAUCUUAUGCAGAAAAGCAAACAGUUACAUUCAUGUCAGACCUUACGCUAAGUCUACACUACCCGCCUGAAUCGGCGGGUAGAAA